This is a messenger RNA of Oldenlandia corymbosa var. corymbosa, 1914 nucleotides long. The record is from the annotation of a GenBank genome assembly. Lineage: Eukaryota; Viridiplantae; Streptophyta; Magnoliopsida; Gentianales; Rubiaceae.
AUGGCAUCCAAAAGACCGACGACUCAAGCGGUGGAAUCUAGCGAACAACCUUCGCUGGCGGCGAUUAUGGCAAAAUUGAACGAAAUGAAUGAUGAUUUUGUUCGUUUUAAGGCAGAGGAUGCGAAAUUCAAAAUGGAGCUUCCUCAAUUCAUUCGUGACAAUCUGAGUGACCGGUUUAAGGCUUCGGAGGCAAGGAUCUCAGUGAUCGAGCGAUCGAAGGAUCAAUUGCAUGAUACUCCUAGCUGUGAGGGUAAAUAUGCUAAUUCUCAUCUAUUUCCUUCGGUUUCUGGCAUAAAAUUUGGAAAAGUAGCUGAGAUUUCGAUCAAUUAUAGUCCUAAUUUUGUGCAACGAACCAGAGUUGAGGAUAAUGGUGAGUAUCAUAAUUCUGGUGAUAAUAGAAAUAAUAAGAAAUGGAAACCUAAGCCAAAAUUGGAAUUGCCUAUUUUUAUGGGUGAAAAUGCGAGGACUUGGUUAAGGAAGUGUCAUAAGUUUUUCAGAAUCUAUGAAAUGAAUGAAGAGGAUAUGUUAGAUUCUGUAGAAUUUUAUAUGGAUGGAGUGGCUGAUGUGUGGUAUCAAGGUUUUAAGUUUGUCAAUCCUAAUGCUGACUGGAGGUAUACACCACCAGUGAGCAAAACCUCUAAUGUUGGGGGUAAGGUGGCUGCUCAAGGAGUCAAAAAACCUGACAAACCAUUUUUUAAGAGGUUAUCACCUAAGGAGAAGGAAUACAAGACUAUUCACAAUCUUUACUGGAAAUGUAAUGGUGCUUGGGGACCUGGUCAUGUGUGCAGGUUGGAACAUGUCAAUUUAGUAGUAGUGGAUGAUGAUGUGGAGCUGGAUCAGGUUAACUGGUUGAGUGAUGAAUUGGAAUCAGGAUCUGAGAUACAAGUGCAAGCCAUCUAUUGUUGGGAUCAGUGUAUAACAGCGGAUGAAGGAGAAAUGAAAGAACCUAGAAAACUGAUAGUGGUGGUUGGCUAUAUUAAUAAUGAAUUGAUAAAGAUCUUGAUUGACACGGAAGUAGUAAGAAGUUUUGUUGAUAAUUUAUUGGCACAUAAAUUGGGAUUGCUCAGAAAGGAGGUUGGAACAAUGGAUUGCUCGGAUAACCCUUUACAGACCCCCGCCUUUCCCCUCGCGGCUGAUGGGAGCUCAUCUCUCCCCGGCUUAUGGAAGGAGUUUGCAAAAAAGGAUUACUGGAUUACCCCAUUACCCUCUGACGGCGAGGAUCAUUUCCUUAAGCCUGAAAAGGGAACCACGGCUAUGGGUUGCAUUUUCAAAAAUGAAUGGAUUAUGGUAGCCGUGGAUCAUUCAGGAACAAAACAAACCAGGAAAUUUCCAGAAAAUGUUAUUAAACUCAACUCCCACCUGCUUGUUGCUUUUUCUGGCGGGAGUAAAGCUUUGCUCAAAGUUUUGGUGGAACAUCUGCAACAGAAGGUCGGCAAACAUGAACUGAAAGAGGGGAGAGAAGCCUCUGCUGCAGAAGCAUCGAAGUGGCUGUCUGACUUCCUGUCUCUUCGUCCCUGUGACAGUUUGUCACUUGGAAUUAUGAUCGCUGGGUGGGACCACAUAUCGGGGCCUGCCCUGUAUAAAGUGGAUGGUAAGGGGGAAGUGCUGAAAAGAGAUUAUGUUGGCACAGGAUCUGGUUCAGGUUCCUUUGUCGUAUUUUUCCUCAAGCCCCAUACCAAAAUGUCCGAGGCUGAAACUGCGGAGUUGACCAAAACCGCACUUUGUAUUGGUGUAAAUAAUGCCACUGAAAGCCGGAAACUCGUCAGUGUGUUCCAAGUUGGAAAAGCGGGGGUUACUCGGGUGGUCUCAAAUGAUGACAUCAAGGAAUGGCUAAAGGGGCACUUCCGCAAAGCUGGGUACGAGUGGGAAGACCAGCGGCGUUUCAACAAACUUCUUGCAAAUCGAGUGAAUUAG